Molecule: messenger RNA, 243 nt
Organism: Ogataea philodendri
Lineage: Eukaryota; Fungi; Ascomycota; Pichiomycetes; Pichiales; Pichiaceae
Exons: 1
Coding region: 1-243 (80 amino acids)
Source: RefSeq, a predicted model, not a curated record
AUGACGACCGGAAUCAGCGAUCUCAUGAUCAAUUCCGGCUUGAACGUACCGAUACCUGAAAUACCAAUUCCUGACUUUGCGGUUCCUAUAGCUGCUCCCGCACAGCUCAACACCAUGGCUGCACAGCAGCCUGCGAACCCGAAAAAUGGCGCAAAGGCCGGCGAGUACUCGGACUCGGCUUGUGUCGACCUGGCGUUAGUAUCCAACAGUGGUUUUACUUACAUCUUGAUGCUUUGGUUUUAA